This is a messenger RNA of Scleropages formosus (Asian bonytongue), 1429 nucleotides long. RefSeq names its product V-type proton ATPase subunit F. The transcript is spliced from 2 exons. NCBI's taxonomy places the organism in Eukaryota, Metazoa, Chordata, Actinopteri, Osteoglossiformes, Osteoglossidae. Bases 134 to 493 code for a protein of 119 amino acids. The record is from RefSeq and is a predicted model, not a curated record. Gene Ontology annotation, cellular component: membrane; proton-transporting V-type ATPase, V1 domain. Gene Ontology annotation, biological process: proton transmembrane transport. Gene Ontology annotation, molecular function: proton-transporting ATPase activity, rotational mechanism.
ACGGUGAAGGCGGAAGUGGUAGAGUCAGCUGACUAGGAGCUCGUGCCCCACUGCAUAAUUGUCGGACAGACGGAAAUAUAGGUAUUUAUCCACACAAGUUUGUCAGGCAAACUGUCGAUCUUCCGCACUCAUCAUGGCGGGACGAGGUAAACUAAUUGCUGUGAUCGGUGACGAAGACACGUGCACAGGAUUCCUUCUAGGCGGCGUCGGCGAGUUGAAUAAAAACCGCAAGCCGAAUUUUUUGGUGGUGGAAAAAGACACGAGCAUCACCGAGAUCGAGGAGACGUUCAAGAGUUUUCUGGCCCGCGACGACAUCGGCAUCAUUCUGAUCAACCAGUUUAUUGCGGAAAUGAUCCGACAUGCCAUAGAUGCCCACAUGCAGUCCAUUCCUGCCGUGCUGGAGAUUCCCUCAAAGGAGCACCCCUACGACGCCUCCAAGGAUUCAAUCCUGCGCAGGGCCAAAGGCAUGUUCUCAGCCGAGGACUUCCGAUAGGCCCUUAGAAGCUCGUGGUGCUUCGUGUGGGGGGGGGGAGAGAAAGUCCCAUAACGCCUCCCUUGUCGUGGCGUUUGUGUUUCGUUUCACAGUUGUAAGGUUGAAGAGAUGCUCUGCUGUACAUCGGCUCGUUGGCGUUACUUCUCAGUAGUAAAAACAAUCCGUCUUUUCUCAGUUUUCACACGCUCUAGCGAUUUAAAGAUGUAUCGGAUGUUUCUGUGAUGCCAGGUAGUUCUGUGUGCAUUUGUUUCAUCCUUAGUUUUUGCCCUUUGUCACUCAUGGAUACCUGAACAGGCCAAGCAAGGUCAAGGUAGAGAAUAGUCUUAGACCCCCAGCCUAUAAGAAGGCCAUCUUUUAUUGUUGGAUGUUCUCAGCUUUUAUAGCUGUUGAAGUCCACAGGUUAGUUGUUGAGGCUGAAAUCUUGAUGAAUAACUGGAAACUGGAAGUUAAUUUUUUUUUUUUUUGUAGUCCGGUAUCUCAAAAUAGAACUUACUCCAUGUUCAUCUGAGUCACGAAAUCACGAGGUACUGAGAAUACUGCGGCUAUUUCAAAAUGUUCGCAUAGUUUUAAAACAAAUGGGCUGUGACAGAAAGUACCCGAUAGAAACUUUAAAUUCUGUGUUUUUGUUUUUAAUUCCUGAUGUAUAAAUGUUUUAGUGUCCAUCUUUGGAAAAUAUGUUCAACCAAUUUCAUGUGGUAACAGCACCUUUGUUUUGAGUGCAGUGAUAUUAAUUAUUGUUCAGUGCAAAGCAAUGAAAUGUCACCACCCAGAGUAUAAUGUAAAAAAAUCCUGUAAUUCAUAGAAAUGUUUAAAGAAUAUAUUGCUGACAUUUUUUUUUCAGCUGAAUCCAGCUGAAGAAUUUCUUUCAGAGUGUGUGGCUUGUAAUUGUAAAGAACUUUUUCCUGUAAAAAGAUAAAAGCUUAUCACAAAGGUCAA